CUAAAGAGGAAGGCUCAUUUUAAUUUUAGGGGGUGGGAUGGGACGUCUGGUUUAUAUGUAAAGGUUUCUCCCGUCACCUCCUCAGUGUGAGAGGAGGACCACAAAGCUCCGGUCUCAGGAUGGAGAGGAUCUUCUUCGUGGGGCUUGCCAUUUUUGCUGGGGGCUCUUUGGCUGCCAAACACGUCUUUGUCUCUGAGGAUCGACGUUUUUAUGAAGCUCAACAAUACUGCCAGAGCAAAUAUACAGACCUUUCACCCCUCACCAACGAUCUGGAAGAACAAGUGUUCAGAAAAUCUGUAAAAGAUGGGCAGUCAGGAUGGAUCGGUAUUUACUGGGAUGAUGGUCAAAGGAAAUGGAUCUGCGUAGGGGGGGUGGUCUACAGAGACCAAACCUGGAAAACCUUCCCGGGCAUCUGGGAUCGCGUUUACUGGACCAGAGAAAAGUGGAUAUCAAAGAAUGGCGGGACGCCCAGCAACUUCUUUUGCCUGAACCUGAUCGUGGUCCAGGAGGAGAAGACUUGGGAGGAGGCUCUGGAGCACUGCAGAGGGAACCACGACGACCUCACCAGCCUGCUCUCUGAGACAGAGAACCGUCUGGCCCAGAGAGAGAUCCAAGACCCCACUAUCACCCAGCGGGUGUGGGUGGGUCUGCGUUUCCUGGGGGACACGUGGCUGUGGGUGAACGGGGAUCCUCUGGAGUUCCAGGCCUGGACCCAAACAGGAGAUCCGGACCAGCAGAGUCCGGUUCAGAAGCGCUGUGGAGCUUUGACCAAACAGGGAGAGUGGGAGAACCGAGACUGUCAGGAGAAACUAAACUUCAUCUGCAUCUGAGCGGCAGAACCAAAACUAAGAUCUCCUGGGAGCUGAAUGGACCUGAAAAAUAAAUACAUGUGUGAAUUUAAGGUUUGAUUUAGACAAAGUUUCAUAGAAUCUCAGUUUUAGAAACUCCUGACUUUUCUCUAUGUUUGGAUUGAACCUGAUGGUCAGUAAUGUUAUUUCUGUUAGCUGAUAAACUGCUGCAUUUAAAAAAACCACCUAAAUGAAAACAAUGUUUCUGCGAUUCUGGAAAACCAGCCUUGUUAUUGUAAUGUAACAUGCAGUGGUGUUUUUGAGGAAACAAUUAAGGAAAAAAGACGUUUUACAUAAGUGUAAUGAACCGUGAUGCUAAUUUUCAUUCCAAAGCCAUUGAAUGAAGCCUGCAACCAUUUCCAUGAAGAAUUUGCUUUUUAAAUACAUUAACAUUUGACUUUUUCUGUGUUGUGUUUUAAGUUUAUAUAAAGUUUAGAGGUUUCUAUCUUUGUCCUUUGUCUUUGUGUCAGGAGUUUAUCCUAUCAGUAACUAGAUGACAAAAUAAAAAACCUCAGCCAUCCAA
Oryzias latipes (Japanese medaka) is the source of this 1371-nucleotide messenger RNA. RefSeq names its product lymphocyte antigen 75-like. NCBI's taxonomy places the organism in Eukaryota, Metazoa, Chordata, Actinopteri, Beloniformes, Adrianichthyidae. The record is from RefSeq and is a predicted model, not a curated record.